Messenger RNA from Rhincodon typus (whale shark), 4640 nucleotides. RefSeq names its product integrin alpha-11-like. Gene Ontology annotation, molecular function: integrin binding. Lineage: Eukaryota; Metazoa; Chordata; Chondrichthyes; Orectolobiformes; Rhincodontidae. Gene Ontology annotation, cellular component: integrin complex; external side of plasma membrane. Gene Ontology annotation, biological process: cell-cell adhesion; cell-matrix adhesion; cell adhesion mediated by integrin. The transcript has 9 exons. Bases 1 to 933 code for a protein of 310 amino acids. The record is from RefSeq and is a predicted model, not a curated record.
AUGGGCGUCAAUAUUUUGGAUGAUCUCAAGGUUACAAAGUGUACACUGUGGACUACUACCAAGAGUGCGCUGGACUGUUUGUAUCUGGAAGCAACAAAGGUAUGGCUGAGUGAAAGUGAGGAAGCAGAAGAAACACUUCAUGACAACACCUAUCAGCUUUACGUUCCUGUGCGAUGUGAAGCAGAUAUUCUCCUCACAAGGGAUUCCAGUCCCGAACGCUACGAUUUGAAAUCAGUGGAAGAGAUGGAGGCAAAUGGAGAGUUCGAUCCUCCGUUUAAUUUCACGUUUAAGCUACAGAAUCUGGGACCAUUUACUGUUGGCCAUUUGCUGGUCAAAGUGACCAUCCCAACAUUAACCAAAGGGAACAAUCUCCUCCUGAUCCUGACCAAUAACUCCACCAGUCCGCAAGAUGGGAUCCAGUGUACUUUAGCCGGUCACACAGCUCUCCAGCAGUGGCUCCCUCCGAGAGGACAAGUUGUCACAGAGGAUCUGAGGACUUAUGAGAAACUGGAUGCCAGCAACUCUCAAUUUAAUCUCCUGUUGUGUGACGUGAGGAAUUUUAAAACCAGUGACGAAUACUCCGUUCACAUUUCUGGCAGACUCGCAACUGAUUCACUGAUGGCACUCAGGUUUAGGUCUCUGCUACUUGUUACAACAGCAACACUGGACAUUUGGGAGCCCAGAGCAAUGUUUCUAAAAGAGGAGGCAAGGAGCCGGGAGAUCACACUUCAUGUGACCAAGCAGUACGAGUCUGAGGUCUCCAUCUGGAUUAUAAUUGGGAGUUUGUUAGGAGGCCUUCUCCUGUUUGCACUGCUCACUCUCGCUUUAUGGAAGAUUGGCUUUUUCCAAACUGCAUACCGUCGCAGGAAAGAGGCCAUGGCCGCUGGGAAUGGAUCAAUUGAGCAGUCGUCGAAAAAAGGCAUAGAACAUUGAAAUCUCAGAAGUGUUAAACACGAGAAGGUGCAAACUCACACAACAAUAACCAGGUGACACCAACUGGCAAAACAGUAUACCAACACCGAGCAGUCACCGUGUGCACCUUCCUGUAUGUGAGGUCAUUGAUUUUUGCUUGUGGUUCAACACACUUUCAUUCAUUGUCUCUAAGGUGCAGCAAACUGCUAUAAAUCCCAGAAUAUAUUCCGCUCCUGCCCCACCCCAAUCAAAAAACCAUGUUUUAUCAGGGGAAGCAACGUAGAUUACAUUUCUCUGUUUGAAAGCUUGAACUUUCAUUGGCUGUGUGUGUGUGACUGUGCUAAACACAAAAGAAAAACUACCCAAACAGGCACAACCACAACUGGAAUGAGCCAGUGCCCAUUUUACAGCCAUCAGGAAUUAUACCUGCCCCUUUAAGUGCAAAUCCCUGAAGUAUUGUUUAGAAAAUACUGACUGUCUGUAAUCUUCGUCUAUUGGUUCCAAGUGUUAUGUUUAUAAGAAAGUGAGGAAUAAUUUGCACAGGAUUUAUGGAUUGUAGAUAUUUUUAAUUAAGUUAACCUCCCUGCGAUCCUUUGCUUAUCACAUACCUUCCUUCAGGUGUGAGAGAGGUGCAGUCUAUCCGAGUCUCAUAUCGCUCCUUCUCUUAACACAAUGGGAAGGCCCAAUGCCGAGGGAAAUGCCCAGUCUGGAUUUCUGUGCCCACAAUCUCACUGUAGCCCCCUCCCCUGCCUCAUAACAAAGAGGAAGUUUAUCCAUUUAUCGAUCUGCUAAAACUAUUCAAGGUGAUUAAGUAACCACUGAUGUCCUUCUCCACUGGUAGAUGUGCUUCCUUAGUUUUAUCAAGCUUGGCCUACAAAUGUGUGUGGCUUUCUAGGGGCGGGUGCCCUCUGAGCUGAGGCAGUUUGAGAGAUGAACAUUCAUGGAAUUGUAGAGGUGAGAAAGAAUUAACAGAAAGGCACCAAUCACAAGACUAAUCCUAUGGAUUGGUUGGACAUUGUGGACCUGUUGGGGUAUGACACAAUGUUUACAGCUCAGAAACUGGCCAUUCAGCCCAACUGGUCUAUGCCAGUGUUUACGCUACACCUGAGCUUCUGCUUACUUCUGACCCUCUCAAUAUAUCCCCUUCGAUGUGGAGGUGCUGGUGUUGGACUGGGGUGGACAAGGUCAGAUGUCACACGACACCAGGUUAUAGUCCAACAGGUUUAUUUGAAAUCACAAGCUUUCGGAACAUUGCUGCUUCGUCAGGUGAUGACAGAGCAGCACUCCAAAAGCUUGUGAUUUCAAACAAACCUGUUGGGAGUACUACCUGGUGUUGUGUGACUUCGGACUAUAUCCUCUAGACCUUUCUCUGUUAUGUGUUUAUGUAGCAUCACUACCCCCACUUUCCCCCUUCCUUAAAUGUAUUUAGCCUGUUCCUCUCAGCCCCUGUUCCUGGCAGUGAAUCCCACAUUCAAACCACUCUCUGGGCAAUGAAAGUUUUUGUGAAUUCGGUGUUAGAUUUGUUAGUGGCUAGUGAUAGUUACAGGCCCUCGUUCUGCUCUUAGCUUCAAAUAGAAGCACUGGGCCGACUCUCUGGAAGAACAUGGGUUACGGUGAGAUUUAUGGCAGAAUUGAGUGAGAUGCCUGUUGAGACUGAUCUCAAUGUGCUGACCACCCCCACUCCAUGUUUUCUGCUAUUGACAAACAGCUGGCUCCUCACCUGGCAACCCCGAGUUGCCAAUUAUAGGGGAUUAUUGCUUGAUGCCUGGCAGUCCAACUCACCCUCAUUAAUAUUCAACAUCCACCUUACCAAAUGCACCAAAAACAAGCUAGACAGAGAAAACUUGAUGUGAAAACCAUGGGAUCCUGGUUUGCUAUGUCCAGAGCAGUUUCCAAUAGCAUUAGAGGGGUUUGGACACGGCAGUCACUCACUCAGGGAUGGUAGUCAGGACGCUCUCCACAUAAGGAGUAAGAUAAUGAAUGAGGUGAGGUAAGGCACAGUGAGAAAAUGUGCUAGAAAUCCCUCUUUAAAAAAAAAACUCAAUGCAACUCAGAAUUAGCCAAAACUCCAUAAGAUUCGACCCAUUAUUGUUUUACACGAACCCAAUCAGACCCUUUCAUAAAUUUUAAAGAUGACCAUCGGCAAGUCCUAACAUAUCCCACAAAUGGACACAGCAAUUUCUCUUAGGGAUUCCAUACCUAGUCUCUAACAACUGGCCCCUUGCUGGUAAGUAUUUUUAUGUACAUGUUUUGGGAAUAGGUUCCUGGUAACAUCAAUUAGAAAAGAUUGGCGGGCUGAGGUUCAUUUCUCUCAAGAGGAGAAUGCUGCUGGGGGCAAGGCAAAAGUUUGUGGUUUGGAAAUAUUACUUGUGGAGGCUCCAGGGCAAACCCAGAAGGCUAGCAACUCCUAUUAGGGCCUACGUAAUGUGCAAUGAGAAAAAUGAACCAGCUCAGGCAGAAAUGAUGGGGACAAAAUUGGACCAUGUUCAACCUUUUUUCUUAUUCAUUUGUGGGAUGUGGUUAUCUCUGGCUGGUCCAGCAUUUAUCGCCCAUCCCUAGUUACCUUGGAGGUGGUGGUAAACAGCCCUCUUGAACUGCUGCAGGCUACGUCUAUAGGUUGACCCACAAUGCCAUUAUGGAGGGAAUUCUUGCAAUAGAUUCAGUUGUUUUCAUGCUUAUCAUUGCACUGGAUAUACAGUUGAUGGAUAAAUGGGAGGCAAAUACAGAUUAUGGAACAAAAGAGAGGUUGCUACUGGUUUCAGUGACCUGGCGUCAAGGGGCGGAGGGUUAAAGUUUAACCAGAAUUGCUACUCUUGGUUGCCAUCUACUGGCUGUUGCUGCAUUGUGGGGAAGUAUAACCUUGAUCAUACAAUCUGUGGUUGGGAGCUGACUGACUUUUAAGGCCCGAUUUUGACCUUAAUGGAACACAAAAUCUGGCAGGAUGUAAAAUAGAGAUCCACUCCAAUCCUGAGAUAACAAGGUGUAGAGCUGGAUGAACAGCAGGCCAAGCAGCAUCAGCGGACCUGGUUGGUGUGUAAGUUUAAAGUCAGGAAGACAGAUUCUGGGGAUCCCAACAGUCAUGACCACUUGCCAUUCAAACCUCAGAACUACACUUAGAGCAUAAGCCUCAAUUUCGUGCUCACAAAGAGAUUGGGACUUGAACUGUUUGACUUUCUAUCAGAAGAAAGAGGGUUACCCACUGAACUCGAAUACGAGGGGUCUACCUGAACUGUUAACCUGGGCAUUACCGGUCUACACUGUACUUCAAGCAUUUUCUGGGAUUAUUUAUCUUUAUCAAUGUACCUUUACAACGGUAAACUGAACACCGUAAAUUCCAGUAUAUACAUUACAGCCAGUGAACCAUUGUAAUGAUCAGCAUUUCAACAGUGUGUAAAUCACAUCCAAUUAAGGAGAGCUUGUAAAAGCUGUCCAGCAAGGCACAACUGACAAAGGAAAUUUCACACUACGUUCUCAAUCACCAUAACCUAAUGAAAAUUGUGUAAAAUUUCUAUGCUGCGGACAUUUACAGAUUCUGUAUUAUAUGUAAAACUCUUUUGUAUAUGUAAAUAUUUGGAAGGAAUUUGCCUUUGUAAUUCAGAGUGUUGACAAUUUGUAAUUAUAUGAACAAAGACUACUUGCUUUGAUAUCCUGUUGGUCAUGAGACAUAAGAUGGACUGAGUGGUUCAAAGAAAAUUAGAUGUACACUGUUACUGUGGUUGCUUCUCAUU